Terrapene triunguis (Three-toed box turtle) is the source of this 2097-nucleotide messenger RNA. RefSeq names its product myeloid associated differentiation marker like 2 (gene MYADML2). Bases 324 to 1229 code for a protein of 301 amino acids. The transcript has a single exon. The record is from RefSeq and is a predicted model, not a curated record. Gene Ontology annotation, cellular component: membrane. Lineage: Eukaryota; Metazoa; Chordata; Testudines; Emydidae.
UAAAACGGAAUAAAAUGUCAGCCACCAAGGAGAAAGUGAUCAUGCUAGAGACUGAAAGAAGAGACCGUGAAAAGACAGAAUAAGAGACAAUCUUCACAGAUCCUGCCUGGUACUGCCGGGUUAACUGAUCUUCAUAGCUCUCGGAUACCUGCAGCCUGAAAACCGAACCAGUCAAUAAUCUUACUACAGAAAAUGAAGCUAUUCUGAGAGGUUGCCAGAAAUGCACGCUCAGCGAAGAUUCUGAUAGAGGGAUAGAGAACUGAGCUAACCUGAAAGGAAGCUUUGCGGUCUCCAACUGCCUUGUUACCUGCUCUGAUCAGACUAUGGAGAGUUCAGGAGGGCCGUAUCUGAACACAGCAGCAGUGGCAUCCCCGGUGGGAGUAGCCCGUUUGCUGCAGGUGGCGUUCGGAUGUACUACUUUCAGCCUGGUGGCCCAUCAGGGGGGAUUCAGUGCAGCCUAUGGCACUUUCUGCAUGUUCGUCUGGUGUUUCUGUUUUGCUGUCACCAUCUUUAUAAUAACCUGUGAGUUCACUCGUCUCCACAGCUGCCUGAGCAUCUCCUGGGGAAAUUUCACAGCUGCCUUUGCCAUGCUGGCCACACUCAUGUCCAUCACUGCGGCUGUGAUCUACCCGCUCUAUUUUGCCCAGUUUGGCUGUUAUUCCAUCAGUUGCAAGGUGAGAGAUUUCCGCAUAGCAGCCAGUGUCUUUGCAGGGCUCCUGUUCAUUGCGUAUGCUGUGGAGGUGUUUCUAACCAGAGCCAAGCCAGGACAGGUGACCAGCUACAUGGCCACAGUAUCUGGCCUCUUGAAAAUUGUCCAGGCCUUCGUGGCCUGCAUCAUCUUUGGGGCACUGGUAAAUGACAGUCAGUACAGCAAUUAUGUGGCUACACAAUGGUGUGUGGCUGUCUAUAGCUUCUGCUUUGUGGUGACAGUGGUGGUAGUGGCCUUCAAUGUCACAGGAAGGACAGCAAUGCUGCGGUGCCCCUUUGAGCGCUUCGUGGUCAUUUACACAUUCGUGGCCAUCCUCAUGUAUGUGAGUGCAGCAGUGAUCUGGCCAGUGUUCUGCUUUGAUAGUAAGUAUGGGUCCCCAUGGCGCCCCUACCAGUGCUCCCAGGGCAAAUGCCCCUGGGACAGCCAACUGGUGAUUGCUAUAUUUACUUAUGUGAACCUGGUGCUUUACAUUGUGGACCUGGCAUACUCUCAACGCAUCCGCUUUGUCUCACACCCUUAAAUUCCCAAUGCUGCCCCUGCAAAGCCAUCAGGGCUCAAGCAACAACAGAGCUGGGAAUCAGUUGGAGACAGGGGUCAUAGAAAGUAGCUGCUGAGCCAGACACACCAAUAAAUUAAACAAACUUCAAGGUUAAGACUAGACCUGUAAAUGAACAAUCUGUAAUGGGUGGGCAGCAGAUGAGUCGGGAAAGAAGACCACAACCUUUCUUACCCCCUCAACAUUUGCUUCCUCCCUUCUGUAUAGGGGAAAGGAAUAGCAUAGCAAACUGGAUAGUAUCCUUGCAUCUCCACCAAACAUGAACAUCUGCUGCAAGAGUGGCUACGUCUGCCACUGGAUUAUCAGGCCAAAUAUUAAGCAGGGAUCAGUGAGGUCGUGGGACUGCUACCAACACUGAACUCUAACCAAGAAGGGACUGUAUCCAGGGAGACUGAGGAGUUCAGAGACAGCACCAGCUCUAGAACAGAAUGAGGAUCCUUCAAAAUCCCAGACCUUUGAUGUUAUUUCUGUUAUGGCGAGAAAUUCAUUGCUUGUAAAUAUGGGAGGUUCUAGCAAAAUGGGUCUGAGGGGGAAAAACAUGACAGCAAUUACGCUGAUUUGAAGACUAGGAGCCCCCUCACUGGCCCACACACACUGUGGAAUAAGCGUCGCCUUGUGUAUGUGCCAGGUUGAAAAGGUUAGGGAUAUUCUUGUUAAGGACACUCUGAGCCAUUACAGAAGUGAAAGUUGCUGAGUCAUAGCUCUACUACCCAGAACUGGAGUGUGUGCUGGAUCCAAGGCCUCGAAAUAACCACUUUUAGUUUGAGCUGUUCACUGUUCACUCAAGCAGGGUCUGGAGAUACAGUAGCUCCGUGCUCAUGUAAAAGUUGCU